AUGAACAAACAGACAAGAGGUUUAAGGACCGUUGGCCUACUGCUGACCAGGGAGGGGGAGGAGGCCAUUCUCGCCUUCAUGAAAAAUGCUGGGAUACCCAUUAUCCGAGCUGAAGGCGAGGUGGCCAAUGAGUCCUGCCUCCCUGGUAAGAGGGGCAGGAGCCCAUCACCAAUUGCUCCUGCCCCAAAGCGGAGGAGGGCCAACCCUGAACCAUUAACACCCAUACGCCGCUCCAAAAGGAUUCAGGAAAAGAAAGAAAAGUCGCUGCCAAUCGUCUGGGCGCUACCAGCCCCUAAAGCAGAAAGGAGGCCGAGCAAUCGCCGGGGUCCUCAAGUCCUCCCAUCCAUUGAGGUAUGUUCAAAACAGUUAUCAUAUAUAUAUAUGUUCUUGUUUCACAUUAUACUCUGUUUAGAGAAAGAAAAGAUGACACCAACUUCCCGGGCCCCACCAGCCCCUCGGCCCACCAGCCACAUGUUUUUACAUUUAAAACUUUGUGCCAAGUUUAAUGUUUGUUACAUUUAACACUUUGUGGCAAGUCCGCCCAUCCAUGGAGGUAUUUUAAAAAUAGUUAUCAAAUAUAAUUAUAUUCAGAAAUGCAUUAUACAAGCUUACCCCAGAAAAUAAAGAAUGACAAGGGAUCCAAGAAAAAACAAUGUGACAGAGAAGGGAAUAUUGUUUUUCAUUUAUACUCUUUCUUACAGUUCUGAACUGACCACAGGGCACUCAGGCAUGUUGUCGGAAACCAAGAAAGUAUCAAGUGAUAAUAAGAGAAGUGAAUUUUGUUUUUCAUUAAGACUCUUUAAACCCAAAACCAUCCCGUCCACUGCAGAGAUC
This is a messenger RNA of Mya arenaria, 834 nucleotides long. RefSeq lists its product as uncharacterized. Bases 1 to 522 code for a protein of 173 amino acids. The transcript has 5 exons. The record is from RefSeq and is a predicted model, not a curated record. Lineage: Eukaryota; Metazoa; Mollusca; Bivalvia; Myida; Myidae.